Messenger RNA from Mollisia scopiformis, 444 nucleotides. RefSeq lists its product as uncharacterized. The record is from RefSeq and is a predicted model, not a curated record. Lineage: Eukaryota; Fungi; Ascomycota; Leotiomycetes; Helotiales; Mollisiaceae. Bases 1 to 444 code for a protein of 147 amino acids. Gene Ontology annotation, molecular function: carbon-sulfur lyase activity. The transcript has a single exon.
AUGCCCUCAUCCUCCUGCCUCUGCGGCUCCAACCUCAUCUCCUACACCGGCACCCCCACCCUCAAAUUCCGCUGCCACUGCACCGACGAACGCAAACUCACCGGCGCCGCCUUCGCCCUGAACGUGCUCUGGCCGAGCACCACCCUCUCCGUGGUAUCCGGCGCCCUCAAAGUCUGGGGCAAGGACGUCGAGAACGGGAACACGAUCUCCAAUCACUCGUGCGGCGAGUGCGGGAGUCUGCUGUAUCGUACCAGCACGGGCUAUCCGGGGAUGAUGGUCCUCAAGGCCGGGUGUAUGGAUGAUGGUGUUGAGGCGACGAAGGAGUUUGUGCCUGAGGUGGAGAUUUACACCAGGAGUAGAGCGCCGUGGGUUCCGGCGGUGGAGGGCUCGGUGCAGGAGUGGGCGGGGUUUGGAUCUGGUGCUGAAGGGGUGGCUCAGAAGUGA